This is a messenger RNA of Micropterus dolomieu (smallmouth bass), 6046 nucleotides long. RefSeq names its product v-akt murine thymoma viral oncogene homolog 3b (gene akt3b). The transcript has 14 exons. Bases 817 to 2256 code for a protein of 479 amino acids. NCBI's taxonomy places the organism in Eukaryota, Metazoa, Chordata, Actinopteri, Centrarchiformes, Centrarchidae. Gene Ontology annotation, molecular function: protein serine/threonine kinase activity; ATP binding. Gene Ontology annotation, biological process: protein phosphorylation. The record is from RefSeq and is a predicted model, not a curated record.
UGAACGUGACGUGCCGACUCGGAGCCGAGGAGCGAGGUUUCCUGGCGGAGCUUCGGAGGGAGCAGGAGCCGAGCCGGUCUGUCUGUCUGUCCGUGUGUCUGUCUGCCGUCGCCGCCGCCGCAGUCUCUGUCUGUCUGGGACAAACACACAAAAAAACCCUCCUCUUUUCGGCUUCCUCGGCCUGGACAUCAGCGGCUAUGGAUCCAUCGCUGUCCUCCUCCUGCUUUCACCACUGACGGACGUUACUCCGUUGGAUGCUCCAGUGCCCAUAGAGGAGGAGGGGAGGAGGUGGAGGAGGAGGAGGAAGAGGAGGGGGGCUUCCCUAUCAUUCUUCGACUACCAGGCUGACUCACCGCUGGAGCGCCUGAACACAGAGGAAGAAGAAGAAGAAGAAGAAGUUUGAAGAGAACUGAGAAGCAGAGAGUGAGAAGGAGGGAGGGAGAGAAAGAGGGGAGGGAAAAAAACAAUUAAAAGAGGUGAGGAAGACUAGGAGGGGAGAGAGAGAAGGAAGACAGCAAGAGAAAGUCAGGGUGGGUCGGCAGGGCGAGAGCAGGAAAGAGAAAGUGAAAGAAAGAGAGAACGAUAGAGAGACAUUAUAGGGUCAUACAGCCCAGUGGAGAACAAGUUGACAGAUCUGAAGUCAGGCGAGAGGGGGCGCAGGUAGGUUGGAGUUAGGGUGGAGGUCGGAGGUCAAGCGGUCAGACGGGAGGCUGACUGAGCUUCAGCCGAACAAACUGUCCCGCUACCCCCCUACCCCCGACAACUGCCCUUUCACCGUCACCACACUGGGAGAGCUGGUGACGAGGAGAAGCCACCAUGAGCGACCAGAACGUCGUCAAGGAAGGCUGGGUCCAGAAAAGAGGUGAGUAUAUCAAGAACUGGCGACCACGCUACUUUCUGCUGAAGACAGACGGCUCUUUCAUCGGCUACAAGGACAAACCACAGGACUCUGACCUGGCCUACCCGCUCAACAACUUCUCUGUAGCAAAAUGUCAGCUGAUGAAGACAGAGCGGCCCAAGCCGAACACCUUCAUCAUCCGCUGUCUGCAGUGGACCACCGUCAUCGAGAGGACUUUUCACGUAGACACUCCUGAUGAGAGGGACGAGUGGGCAGAGGCCAUCCAGAUGGUAGCUGAGUCUCUGGCCAAACAGGAGGAGGAGGGCAUCCUGUGCAGCCCCACCUCCCAGAUCGAGAACGUCAACGAGGAGGAGAUGGACACCUCCAUCAGCCACUACAAACGAAAGACAAUGAAUGACUUUGACUAUCUGAAGCUUCUGGGCAAGGGCACUUUUGGGAAAGUCAUUCUGGUGAGGGAGAAGGCGAGUGGUACCUACUACGCCAUGAAGAUCCUAAAGAAGGAAGUCAUCAUAGCCAAGGAUGAAGUUGCUCACACACUCACAGAAAGUAGGGUAUUAAAAAACACUCGGCAUCCAUUCCUAACUUCUCUGAAGUACUCGUUCCAGACGAAAGAUCGGCUGUGCUUUGUAAUGGAGUACGUCAACGGAGGAGAGCUGUUUUUCCAUUUGUCAAGAGAAAGAGUCUUUUCGGAGGACCGCACCCGUUUCUAUGGCGCUGAGAUCGUCUCUGCUCUAGACUACCUACAUUCUGCCAAGAUUGUCUAUCGGGAUCUGAAGCUGGAGAACCUCAUGUUGGACAAAGACGGCCACAUCAAGAUCACAGACUUUGGCCUCUGCAAAGAAGGCAUCACCGACACUGCCACCAUGAAGACCUUCUGUGGAACACCAGAGUACCUCGCUCCUGAGGUGCUGGAGGACAACGACUACGGGCGGGCGGUGGACUGGUGGGGUUUGGGUGUGGUGACGUAUGAGAUGAUGUGCGGCCGCCUGCCGUUCUACAACCAGGACCAUGAGAAGCUGUUCGAGCUCAUCCUCAUGGAGGAGAUCAAGUUCCCACGAACCCUGUCGGCCGACGCCAAGUCGCUGCUGUCAGGGCUGCUCAUCAAGGACCCCAACAAACGGCUGGGCGGCGGACCAGAUGACGCUAAGGAGAUCAUGCGACACAGUUUCUUUGGCACAAUCGACUGGCAGGACGUCUACGACAAGAAGCUGGUCCCACCUUUCCAGCCCCAGGUCAGCUCAGAGACGGACACGCGCUACUUCGACGAGGAGUUCACAGCACAGACCAUCACCAUCACUCCGCCGGAAAAAUACGACGAGGACGGGAUGGACGCGGCGGACAACGAGCGAAGGCCUCAUUUCCCACAGUUCUCCUACUCAGCCAGCGGGCGGGAGUGAGCGCUCGGGGCCCAGCCAGCCAGUAUCGUACCCAUUCGUGGCCAUUUUGAGGAAAACACGUAGCCAUUUUAGGGAAAAAAAAUACCAGUCUCCCCUCUUUUUCUCCUUCUCUGCCUCCUCACAGAUGGGGAGAAGUCUUUUUAGGGACUUUAAAAGAGGUUUUUGCACAGUGGGAUAGACUCCAGCCGGUCUCCCCACACUAAAAAAUAAGUCUCCUACAUUUUCAGCGCUAUUUACUGCAGAAGGCAAUGUUUUUGUUAUUUAUUUUUUUCUCUUUGUCAGUAUUAAGUUGUCGACCCGGGUUGCGUUCAUCUUUAUUUUUUGUUUGAUGUUCUGCCCUUUUUCUUUUUGACUUUUUGCACUUGGUUUGGAAGAGCCGUUUUAGGGAACAAAAAACCAAAAAUGUUGCCUUACGUGUGCAGAUGUUUCGUAUCAUACCGACAGGGUGAUUUUUGUUUGUUUGUUUGUUUUUGGGAGAGGGCGGGCGGUUUUCGGGGUUGAGAAUAAGUGCAUGGCUCGUGGAUCACUCAAAAAAAAAAACAAAAAAAAACACCUACAAAAAUGUUUUCUCUCUCAUACAUUUGCCAUGGCAGCGCACAUUCCCCAAUCCCAUGGCAAUGAAGAUCACCGUCUACAGGUCAACAAAAAACAAGCAAAAGAAAGACGAGCGAGGACGAGUCUGUAUCAUUCCUUUCAUUGUUGCAGUGUUACUACUUUGCUGUUGUAUUUUUUCAACCCAUGUUUUUUUCUCGCACUCUACUUCUAAGUUGUUCUUUUACUUUGAAACAGGAAACACUAAACUGCCAGAAACUGCACAGUUCACUCAGGCGCCACAGAGCACAACCGCGUUCAAACUCAGCUAACCGCUCCAGCUUUCCACAGCCGGCAGGGGAACGAGGCCUUUCUCUGCUUUCUCACCGCUCCUCCUCCUCCUCUUCACCUCCUCACCUCCGCUCUUCUGUUUCCUCAUCGUAGCUGUAGGACUAGUGGAAUGGGUGUUUACACAGGGACAUGUGGCUUAAUGUAUGUAUGUACUGUAUGUAUGCGGGACAAGGGGGUUAACCAUAUGCUGUCAUAGCACACACACACACACACACACACACAUAUAUAUUCACACUCAGAAACAGGAAACAGCUGUGAGUUCUGCGUGCUGAUCAGACUGAAGUCGACAGUUUACACCACACAAAAUCAAAUUAGUUGUUUUCUUAAACGAACAGAAUAUCAGAACGCCAAGUGUGUUUGUGAAACAGCAACAGUUGAUGUCAGGUGAAGUACCGCACAGUAAAUGUGUUUAUCCACUCCGACUCCUUAAAGCUGUGGUAUUUCUUUCUGCCUGCCUAGUAAAGCAUAAACUGAACAGAGAGUCAGUCAAAUUUCACAAGUGUUUUUUUUCUUAAUUGUAAGCUAAAUCCACAUCAGUCACUCAGCAGCUCGAGUUCUUCUAAUUGCAAAUAAAUAAAAGGAGGAAUGUUAACCCCCCAUUUUCCUCCUACUAAAAAAACUCUUCAUCCAUCGAACAGACCAACAGUUUCAGUGAUAUUUCUGGAAAAUAGGAGGUUAAGUGGAGCAGUAGCACAACCUAAUAAAUCAUGUCAUAACUAUGAGCAUGUUAAAGGAGUAGUUUAAAACUAAAUUAAUCCACUAAACCAGAAUGUAAUUUUUCUUGUAGUUUCAGUUAAGUUUCGCCUCCUCUACGAGGCUUACUGCUAAAAACCUUUCGGUAUCCUGGCAGCGUUUGUAUUUAUAACUAAAUCAGAGGGGGUUAGGGUUCGGACUGAUGGUUGUGUUCGUGCAGUAAGGUUACGCAGCGCUUAAGUGAUAUGAGUUUGGAAUCGUGGUGGGAUUUCCUCAAAACAAGAAUAUUUUCUCAUAAUAGGAAAUAAACACUAAAUAUGAGAGUAGAGGCCUUCACGGGUCCAUUUAGAACCCCAGUGGGUCCAAAGGAUUUAGUCUAAUCAGGUCAGUUACAGUCCUGUUGCACAGCAUUGCAGCAUUUUGGAUGACAUAUAUAAUAUGUGCACUUGUGGAUUUAGGUGGGUUUACCACAGGUCUGCUUUGGUUUCAGUUUAGUAGUGAGCCUGUAGACCAGACUACAAUCCCUGGCAGCAACACAUCCUGCUUGUAUUUACAACUACAAGCACAAACUUAGUGAGUCCUGGCCUCUAGUGGUCUGAGAGGUGCACAACACUUGGACAACCCUGAAAAACCUUUGAUUCAUUCAGAGGUUGGUACCGAACACAAUGAACUCACUGCGUGGAUCAAAGUUUAAUGUGACUUUUUCGGCCAUUUCACCUGUGAAAACACAUUUGCUUUGUUUCUGGAAAAUACUGCCGACUUCAGCUGCUCUGCAGAAAUCAGCUCACACUCUUCAGGGUUCCUGCACACAUCUGGAAAGGUUCAGAGGAAGAAUUUGGUGAUUUCCAGGUCUUAAAAGCUAUUUGCAAUUGCUACAGAUUUUGGAAAAUUGUUUGUUUUCUGCUGCCCUGUCAUCUCAUACUCUUGAAGUUCAUGUGUAAAAGUGAUGAAAUAGGUCAGAGACAUGAAACAUAUCGAAGAGCAAGAGUCUUGUGACACUUUUGGACAACUUUGGACCUUUGGGCAACUGUGUGGGAACCCUGACAGCAUACACAAGGCUUUCAUUCAUGUUCACACACAAAUACAACAGAUAAAAACAAAGACUGUUUUUAGACGAUAAAUCAGAGUGAAGAUUUAAUUUAUCACACAGACACUAACAGAAACGAGGCUUCUAGCUCCAGAUGCAGGGGUUCUGUUCCCCGUGUAUCCUGUUAGUAUUGUGGGGGGGGGGAAAAAACUUUAUUUAUACACACGUAUAUGUUUCUAGAUCUGAACUGAGGGUAUCAAUAAAUCACUAAUCAUGUCACAGUUCACGAGAAAAACUGAGCCAUGAGACACUCAUGUAUGAAGACUGUGAGGACUGCCAGUAUAAAAAAGUCGCCCCCAAACUUGUUGAUGUAAAUAUGCAAUGCCUUUUUAUUUUUAUUUUUAUUUUUAUUUUUUUGGGAUCUUUAGUGGCAUCUUGACGGACGAGACAAACUUUUUCCUUUACCCGUGUGACUGUACUUCAAGCUUGCUGAUGAGAAUAACAACAACAACCACGAUUCAAAAACUGCAUUUAAAAAGAAGAAAUAAUUUUAAAAAAAAGACAGCGUCAAAGACUGGACCCUUCCAUUUAUAUAUAUAUUUUUUUCUGCGUUGAUACACGGACUCGACUAGUUAUCGUCCACGGAGGGUGUUUCCAUGAAGACAACCCCCCCUCCCCCCUGCCUUCCUUUUGUCGCCAUGGACCCCAAAAUGGAUCGACUCCCAAAUUUCUGAGGACAUGACUGUAACUGUGGAGCCUGCACUGUCGUUUGUUUCCCUUCACCCUUUAAAAAAAAAAAAAAAAAAAAAAAAAAAGGACAAAAAUACAAAAAGUGGGACCGUGGCUGACAUUUUUUACUUUUUUUCUUUUGCAGUGCUGGUUUCAUCAGGUUGUUCCAAUCCCAUCAUCCCUUGCUCCUCCUUUUUUUUGUACCAUAGUAUUUGUUUUAUUUAUGUUUGUCAUUCUAGGCAGUGUUUCCUUGUAUGUCGUUAAAAAAAGGCACCUCUUGAAAGUCGUUGAAGGAUGAUGAUGAUGGAUGCAUUAACUGAAGUCUCUUUUUAUUCUUUUUUGGAUCGUUUGCUUGUUUGUUUUCUUACCAAAACAUUAGGGCAAGAACCCAGUAGUGGACUUGCAUUGGCGUGGUAGUAUUUAUUUUGAAUUAAAUUAAAAGAAAUACAUUUCAGGGUU